AUGGAGGGCGGGGGGGUAGCCAGGGCGGCCUGCGAGGAGUGCGGGGAGAAAAACGUGUGCAUGAUGAAACCCUCCAAUAGGAAGAAGCUCUGCAGGGACUGCUUCACCGAGGGAUUCGAAGAAGACGUACACGAGACCAUCCUAAAAAAAAACAUGUUUGAUGAGAAGGACAAAAUCUGCAUUGCCGUGUCGGGUGGAAAGGACUCUAGUGUCCUAGCACACGUCCUUGUUCACAUCAAAAGGAAGCACAACUACAAAUGGGACCUAUUCCUCUUAGCCAUCGAUGAGGGCAUAAAAGGGUAUCGUGAUGACUCACUAAAAAUUGUAUUUAAGCUUCAGGAGAAGUACAAUCUGCCCCUUAAAGUCCUAAAGUUCGAGGAUAUUUUCACCUACAGUAUGGAUACUGUUGUUAGUUUUAUUGGGAAGAAGAACAACUGCACCGUUUGCGGGGUCUUUCGGAGACAGGCAAUGGAGAGGGGUGCACUACUAUUUAAUGCAACGAAGCUAGUGACGGGGCAUAAUGCCGACGACUUGGCAGAGACCAUUCUUAUGAAUAUGUGCAGGGGCGAUUUGGAGAAGCUGGCCAAGGGCGUGGACGCGAUGUCGGCGGGGAAAAUGGGCACAUCAGAGGUGGGGAAAGAAGCGGUGGGGAAAGAAGCGGUGGGGAAAGAAGCGGUGGAGAAAGAAGAAAUGGAGAAAGGUGAGCCCCUCAUGUGGUGUUACGAGAAGGAAAUCGUCCUGUACGCAUUUUACAAAAAGUUGGACUACUUCAGCACGGAGUGCACCUACUCUCCCAACUCAUUCCGUGGAAAUUUACGGAGCUUCAUAAAAGAUCUAGAAAUGAUUAACCCGCAGUUCAUAGUUAAUAUUAUUCAUUCCUCGGAGUUCUUUUAUCACAACAGCAGCAGGAGGAAGGUGCUUCAAAUGUGCACUCGCUGUGGUGCGUACACGUCCAACCCGGUGUGCAAAGCUUGCCUAAUCGUGGAGGGGCUGCGAAAUUAUAAAGAUAAUUCGUUUCUAUACGCCAAUACGAGGAAGAAGAAAGGGGGGGAGAAGGGGGAGAGGCGCCGCAUCCCCAUACGGUACGACCUGGGUACGGGUGCGGAAGAUGCCGUUGCACAUGUGGAAGGUGCCAAGAGUGAUAGCAAUGCCAAUGUAGGGGGUGGUGCGGAAGCUCCUGCUUAA
This is a messenger RNA of Plasmodium cynomolgi strain B, 1185 nucleotides long. Its product is annotated as PP-loop family protein. Gene Ontology annotation, cellular component: mitochondrion; cytosolic tRNA wobble base thiouridylase complex. The transcript has 2 exons. The record is from RefSeq and is a predicted model, not a curated record. Gene Ontology annotation, molecular function: tRNA binding. The coding region runs from base 1 to 1185 and encodes 394 amino acids. Lineage: Eukaryota; Apicomplexa; Aconoidasida; Haemosporida; Plasmodiidae. Gene Ontology annotation, biological process: tRNA wobble position uridine thiolation.